Lactuca virosa is the source of this 375-nucleotide messenger RNA. The record is from the annotation of a GenBank genome assembly. Lineage: Eukaryota; Viridiplantae; Streptophyta; Magnoliopsida; Asterales; Asteraceae.
AUGACAGGUGAAUGCUGGAACGGAGGCAACAGGUGGAAGAAAGCAGCGAAGUUGGGGUGUUUGAUGGCAAUGGGUCACGACAGGGGGAGGGCGGUGGCAGCCAGUGGUGUCCCUGUGGUGACCAUACAGUGGCAGCCGGUGGUCCUCGUUCCGACGACUCCUGUUGCUUCUGUUUAUUUCUUCAGACGAGACGAAGAAGAAACCCAAACGGAAAGAGGCGGUGGAGGGGUCUGGGAAGGAGACGACGAAUCGUCGGUGUUUUUAGCAUUCUACAUCGAUGGAAAAAGUAGGUCAAGAAGAAGAAGAAUCAACUGUGAGAAAAAGAAGUCGGUGGGAGGUAGCAACUAUGUAAGGACUUCAUUGGAGAGACGAUGA